Molecule: messenger RNA, 1759 nt
Organism: Solanum pennellii
Lineage: Eukaryota; Viridiplantae; Streptophyta; Magnoliopsida; Solanales; Solanaceae
Exons: 4
Coding region: 163-1512 (449 amino acids)
Source: RefSeq, a predicted model, not a curated record
ACUCACCUUAGCAACCGAUUAAUCUAAUUAAUUUAUCGUAAUUAUCUAAGUCUUCUGCUCAGCAGAAUAUAGGGUUCCGGAUUUACUCACAUAAUUCUACAAUCUUCUUCAAGCUUCUGUUGUCUCCUUCCUGCAAGUUAGCAAGUACUCGAGUAUCUGUAGAUGCUUUCUUAUCAAAAACCUGUACUCCAUGUCCUUUCUCUACCAAUUAAAUGUCAAUUGAGUUCAUCAACUUUUCACAGUCCACUUCCAAGUUCCAACUUUGGGCCCAAAUCCUGCAAGGCACUUCAGAAGACUAGUGAAAGGCAAACGGCAGAACCUAAGCUUGAAGAAAUGAACCAACCUGUUCAAGGGGACAGCUCCAGCACCCCUGCUAACCUUCCUUUGAAGCGAAGAAGGGGUCGCCCUCGUAAGGAUCCUAGCUUGAAGCGUGUUGUUCGUGCUCAGGUUCCUCCACCUUUUGAAUUAGUGCAAGAGAUCCAACAAGUCAAUAGAAAUGAUGGUAUGAUUGGUCAGGCUGUAACAGGUGUUGUUGAGUCUGCAUUUGAUGCUGGUUAUUUGCUCAAUGUUAGAAUUGGUGACUCCAAUACGAACUACAGGGGUGUAGUUUUUAAGCCAGGACAUUAUAUUCCUGUCACAGCUGCAAAUGAUGUCGCCCCACAUCUUGAGAUGCUCAGAAGAAAUGAGGUUCGUCCUCCGGCUGUAAACCAGCUUCAGGCGUACGGCCCUAGGGCUGAGCGCAAUGGAUCAGUUAAGCUUGGAUCUAGGUCCUCAAAAAGCAAACAGGUAAUAAUGCAUCCCUCAGUCCCUCCAGUGGGUGUCAGAGGCACAGUAGUUCCUGUUGUGCUACAACCUGUCAAUUUAACAAAUGGACUAGCAUCUAGUCAAAGCUCUGCAUCCCAAGCUUCAAACAGGGAGUCUAUAAGGGAGAAAGAUGUUCAGAUGGUUAAGCCAUUGGCUAUGCUGCCACCUGACGGACCAGUAACCCCUGGACAGCUACCACCAGAACCAACUCGUGAAACACUUGCUUCACAAGCUCAAGUUGGCAACAAAGUCGCAAUAGGUACUGGGCAGAAUGAAGGCUAUCUUAGCAAGGGAGGAGAAGCUGUCAAAGAGGAAAAGGCGCAGCCAGCUGCAUCAACCAACAUAGCAAUACCUGUUGCAGUGGCCUACGUGUCUCAAGGAUCUGGGCUGGCAAAAGAAGAUACUGGAAACAAUGAGGCCUCUAACAAGUUGCCAGCUGAACAUUCACCUGUGAUGCCCAAAGUAGAUUCUGUGAAUCAGGUUCCCUCAGCAGAACCAAGUGAACCAGUAAUCCCCACUCUUCCUACCCAGGCUACAUCUGUUCCUAAGCCGCUGAUGAACUAUGGUACUGGCAGGAUGACCGAACUUCUACAGGCUGUGCAGGAAAAUCUGAAGGAGAACCAGCUGCUUCGUACUGGAGAAUCAGGACUUGGUGUGAUGAAGACUCCAGCAACUGAUGGCAGUAUGGAGGAGACUAGCAUUCAGUAGCAUAGCAGGAACAUCCGCAUAUUCUCAUCUCUGAAACUCACAUCCCGUAGACUCUGGCAGACUGUAUAGUCAAUAGUGAUACUAAUGUCCCAAAAUAGCUCCUGGUUGGCAUUAGCCAAACCUUGAGAAGCUUAUCUUUAUAUGUUUAUCAGUUCAGAUUAAAAUCUUGCAUAGACGUAAACGUUUAUGGAAACUGUUUAUAACGGUGGAUUAUACUUUCCGUUCUUAUAUCUGCUUUGCAAUCGUA